AACACGAAUUUGUGUUCUCUGUUUUGGGGAUGAAAGUCACAAUCUCGUCUGAUUGACAUACAAUAUUUGUGACCGGUGUGUGUAUUAAUGAUGAGCUGUCAGUAUUAGGGUAAAAUGGAGAAAACUGCUGAUUCACAGACUGUCAUUGACUCCAAGACAAAACAAAGCCAGAUCCAUUUGGAGGAUGAAGAUGAGGACAAGGCCGCUGAUGGUGAGGAGUCCCUACAUUCAUCCUCAGUCUUGUUGACUCCUGAGGCCUCGCCUAUCAAAGACAAAGACUCAGUCUCAGAAUCUGCUACAUGUAGAGAUGAUAAUGGUGUGCAGACAUCAAGUGCAGGUGGUCGGUCACCACUGGGGGACGACCACACAUAUGCCCAAAUAGAACCCAGACUGUGUUUGUCAGACUCUGAAUCUACCUCACAUUGUAAACAGCUCAGGGAGGGGACUGAGAGUCCUUCCUCAUCAAGUAGUUCACAAAGUUCUGUGCCCAAGAAGAGGAAAGGCAGACGAGGAAAAGUGAAGCCCACGCCAGCAGAUGACAAGUCAUUCACGCCACCAAGACCUAGGCCUGGGAGGAGGAAAAAAACUGAAGCUCCAACGCAGAACAAUACAAUCACUGACUAUUUCCCUGUGAGAAGAAGUGGUCGAAGAUGUUUGUCCUCACUCAAGAGAGAAGAACAAACUGAAGAACUGGAGAAAAAUUCUUUUGAAGGGAGCUUCCACUGUGAGGAAGGGUUGAAGGUUGUAAAUUUUGAAGGGAAAGGUCGUGGUGUGAUGGCAACAAAACCUUUCCUGAAGGGAGAGUUCAUUGUAGAGUAUGCUGGUGACUUGAUAGAUAUCGGAGAGGCCAAGGAGAAAGAGAAGUAUUACUCGAGCAAUCCGAAGGUUGGCUGCUACAUGUACUACUUCAUACACAAGAACAAGCACUAUUGUGUUGAUGCCACAGCAGAAAGUGGAAAAUUAGGCCGACUCAUCAACCACAGUCGAAAUGGAAACUGCCAACCCAAAAUAUUUGAGAUCAAGAAACUGCCAUACCUAACUCUUGUGGCAUCACGCAAAAUCUCAGAAGGGGAAGAGCUUCUAUAUGACUACGGAGACCGCAGCAAAUCCUCUGUCGAGUCCCACCCAUGGCUGAAGUUAUGAAGCUUCCGUUGUGUAUAGCUUAAAGUUCUUGUUCAUGUGAUCUCAGCAUUAUCUAGUAGGGUUGUGAUCCCCACAUGGGUGCAAUGUGUGAAGCCCCUGAUGCCGCAUGUUUUCGCUGGAACAUUGAACAUUGUAAAUCCAGCUCAUUGAUUCUUAGAGUCCAAACUCGUUCAUUCAUGGAGUCCAAGCGGACUCAUUCAUUUGGUCUGUGCCUGUAACAGAUUAUGUUAUGUAUAUAAUGUAAAUAUAUUCCAACAUUAUCUGACGGAUAAUGAAGGUUUGAAUGAGAGCAUGUUGUGAGAAAGUUGACACCCAUGUCAUUGUCUCCAUUACAAUGUGGGUUUUUGUGUUGGAUGGGGUGUCAGAUCAAAGGGAGAUUACCACUGCAUAAUCUGGAAUCAGGAAUCACUGAUUUGUUUAACAUAGUUUCAUUUUCUUUGUUUCUCAGAAGGGGAAAAUGAAUUGUGGUGAAAAUAAAUAGCCUCAAUGUUUGAGAGUGAAAGUUUUGUAUUGAGUGAGUUGAUGUAAUGUUAUUGGGGGGAUUUUAUGAUAGCUUCUGUUAAUGAUGAAAAUAGUCUCCCCUUAAUCAAUACUUGAGAAACACUGUGGAAUUUAUCUAGGAUUCCCAACUAGAUGCCCAUCACUGCAGACUGGGAAUAAACAUGUUUUAUGAGAUUGGGAUUUUUAUUAAUCUUAUUUUCUCAAAUAUAGAGGUGUUUUCAUUUGAUUAAAUAUAAUAGUGUAUAAAAGAACAAAAUCCCUUUUAGAAUCUUUUUAUUGGUUAUAAGGGACUGAUGAUGGGCCUCUGCUUGGGCCUAGAUAUAUCCUUGUUUUGUCCUGUGACAUGGUUCAUUUUGUGUGACUAAUGACACGAAAUGAGCUUGACUAAAGAUUGAAGUGUUUCCAUUCAGUCUGCGAGCUUAACUUUGAAUUGUCCGUAAUUGUGAUUUGGAUUUAGUGUCAGCUUUUCUGCAGAUUGUCUGUCGAGGCUACAUGUGUGACUGUACAAUUUCAGGGAAACUACCGUGGUCUUCCCUGCUGUGUAUAUAACGUGAUAAAAUACAACCCAAUGGCAGGUGAUUUUACACAUCUAUAUUCCCACUUGCUCACUUCAUUGUCAGGGGAGUAGCCAUGUAGUUCAAGUGUUGUCCGGUGAGCCAAAGUCCAAUUCAUCAGUGGGUAAAGCGAUUAUCACCUCUUGUGUACCCUUAUCGUCAUAUCUGUUUGACUGGCAUUUUAGAAGUUGAUGAAUAAUAAGAAAGGUAAGAAACUUUAUGGUAACAACUUCUUUAUCAUAUUAUGAAGCAAAUUUUUGGUAUGGCUUCUUAUACCAUUGUCUUGCUUGAAUCCCUACCGAAACAUCUCAUCAUAAUACACAUGUAUAAUAAAGAAGUUGUUAUCCAUAAUGUGUUGUACCUCUCAUGCUGGAAUAUUGGUAAAAGCAGCACAAGACAAUUCCCUUCUUGUCUGCCUGGUUGUAGUUACCGUAGUAUGGACAAAUUUAGAGGAAUUCAUUAGUAAUGCUAGUUGAUGAGGUUGUGAAUGAUUUAGCUGUUCUUAUUGUGUACUUUAGGGCGUGAUCUUUGUGGAUUCAUUUCCUAGUCAAACUGUUUGAUUUUUACAUAUUUGCAGUGUAUGUUUAAUGACAGCACUGACUGUAGACUAGGCUCCGCGUGUAUAGUGAGUCAGUCUUUCCAUUUUAAGACCAGCAUCACCUCAGGUUUCCCCUACAUCAAGCUUACAUGUAAGCCAUGACAUGAGACAAAUGUUUUCAAUGAUGUUAGCAAAGUAACUGUCACAAUGUUUUGUUUGAUUAUGGUUGAUGUUUUACUUGACCAUGGACAGCAAUGACAACAAAGAAUCUUGCAGACUGUCUGACAUUCUGUGGCAGUAAAGGAAUUUCACAAGACUUUCAUAAGAUCUUUUUCAUGCAAUACUAUGAUGCUGACUUUUAUCAUGGUUAUGUACUGUUGUGGAGAUAGAUGUAUGGUAGAUUUGAAUGUUUAGUGCUAUGAGCUAGAAUGCCCUGAGGACCUGGAUGCUGUGAUCCAGGGACUUGUUCUACAAAACAAGCUAAGUGGAACAAUUAUUGUAAGCCUGUGUUAUCAUAUGGGAGUUAGUCAUGACACAGACUGCUUUAGGGAACUGGGCCCUGGACAGUGUGAUAUCAUGCGUAAAUCAUAAUACUGAAAAAUGGAAUCUUUCGUUUCGGGCAUUAACAUCUGUCAUCAUUGUAUAUUUUCUGUAUAGAACACAACACAUCCUCAUUGUAUAUAGCGUAAUGUCAGCAGUAUUUGUAUGACAGAUUGUAUGGGGGGAAAUAUUGUCAGUCCCACUUAAAGUAGGAUAGUACCUGAUAGAGCUAUGGUAACAUUUAUGUUGUAAAGUCUCAUUGCUCUGAUUCAUGAGUUUUCCCUGACCUGAAGAGCAUACAUCGUACUAUGUUUAGUUUUAGUUGGUGUUUUUUUGUUUUGUUUUUUUCCAAGUAACUUUGGUACUCAGGUGCAUGGUCUGAGUAUGAAGUAACCCGUGUAAAUGGACAUGCCAUAAGAUUUGGCCUGAA
Haliotis rubra (blacklip abalone) is the source of this 3706-nucleotide messenger RNA. RefSeq names its product N-lysine methyltransferase KMT5A-like. The transcript is spliced from 8 exons. NCBI's taxonomy places the organism in Eukaryota, Metazoa, Mollusca, Gastropoda, Lepetellida, Haliotidae. Gene Ontology annotation, molecular function: protein binding; histone H4K20 methyltransferase activity. Bases 115 to 1143 code for a protein of 342 amino acids. The record is from RefSeq and is a predicted model, not a curated record.